AUGCAGCAGAGCAUUCAAGACGUCAUCGACAGAGUAUUUCCGAACAUAACGAUCAACUACCGAAAUCCGGAAUGGCUCCGCGAACGUGCAAUUUUAGCUCCGAAGAACGAUGAUGUUAGUAAAUUAAACGGUCAAAUUCAAUUAAAAAUUCCAGGAGAAGCAGUCGAAUUUAAAUCGAUUGAUACAGUAAUGGACAAAGAUCAAGCUGUUAAUUACCCAACUGAAUUUCUUAAUUCUUUGGAGCCACCUGGAAUGCCUCCCCAUUCGUUGGCGUUAAAAGUUGGAUCACCAGUGAUGCUUAUUCGGAACUUGAACGCGCCGAAACUGUGCAACGGAACCAGAGUGAUAAUAAAAAAAAUUAACACCGAAUUUGAUCGAGGCAACAAUCAUCAGCG
Rhagoletis pomonella (apple maggot) is the source of this 395-nucleotide messenger RNA. RefSeq lists its product as uncharacterized. The annotation marks the transcript as partial. The transcript has a single exon. Lineage: Eukaryota; Metazoa; Arthropoda; Insecta; Diptera; Tephritidae. The record is from RefSeq and is a predicted model, not a curated record.